Messenger RNA from Impatiens glandulifera, 2078 nucleotides. RefSeq lists its product as uncharacterized. Gene Ontology annotation, molecular function: DNA binding. The record is from RefSeq and is a predicted model, not a curated record. The coding region runs from base 254 to 1939 and encodes 561 amino acids. Lineage: Eukaryota; Viridiplantae; Streptophyta; Magnoliopsida; Ericales; Balsaminaceae. The transcript is spliced from 7 exons.
UUCACAGGUUGCAGCAAAAGAAAGAGUUUAUCCUCUGCAGAAUUUGGGGCAAAGCCUUCUUCUUCUUCUCUUUCACGCAUUCUUGGCUGCCAUUACCGAAUUCGACGACUCUAAUCCCUUGGAACUGCAACCAUCUUUCACUGUCUCUGCUCGCGCGCCCACAUGUGUCUUCGAUUCACCUUACAAAAUUGAAGACUAUGGAUUGUUGCUGACAUGAUAGUCUGAUUUCGAAGAUUUACUGAACGAACCUCUCAUGCCUUUGUUUGAAAUCGGCAUUGCCCGGCCUUCUGUUUACUCCUCCUGUAUAUUUGCAUCAAGGGUUCAAACCCAUAAUAAAUUUGUUGUCGGCGAUGUGGGGAAAAGGUUCUGCUCUCCAUCAUUUCCCCCAAAGGAAAGAGAUUUUAGCUUUAGGUUCAUUUCCAGGAAAAGAAGUUUAGUUGUUAUUAAGGCAGUGACUACUGUCCUUGAACCUGUUUGUUCGGUUCAGAAAGAUGUCCUCUUGCAGCAGCUGUGUAGUGCUGCUGCUGUUACUGCAAAGAUUGAGCAGGAUGAUGAACCGGAGCUGGAUGAAAGAGAGAAAUUGAGAAGGACCAGGAUUUCAAAAGCAAAUAAAGGAAACACUCCAUGGAAUAAAGGAAGGAAGCAUAGUGCAGAAACAUUGCAGCGUAUUAAAGAAAGAACCAAGCUUGCAAUGCAGAAUCCUAAGGUGAAGCAAAAGCUAAGUAACCUUGGGCAUGCUCAAAGCAAUGAGACCCGAGCAAAGAUUGCGAUUGGAGUGCGAAUGGGAUGGGAGAGACGUCGCGAGAAGAAUAAGCUGCAAGAAACUUGUCACUAUGAAUGGCAGAAUUUGGUAGCAGAAGCUUCUAGAAGGGGUUUUAUCGGCCAGGAUGAAGUUCAAUGGGACUCAUACAAGAUUUUGGAUGCAGACCUCCAGAAGGGAUGGUUGGAAAGUAUUGAGCAAAGGAGAAUAGCUUCAAAGCCAGUAGGUAGCAAAAAAGCACCCAAGUCAGCUCAGCAAAAGAAGAAAAUUUCUGAAGCAAUCUCUGCCAAAUGGGCUGAUCCUGAAUAUCGCAGUAGGGUUUGCUCUGCCCUGGCAAAGUAUUAUAGCACAACUGACGGAAUUGAGAAGAAACCGAGAAGAAAGCCAGUUGGAGAAGUACAAACCCGUGUAAGGACUCCCAAGAGGAAAACCGAAGAUAUGAAAAUAUCGGAAGACAAAGUUUCAAGUCAGUAUCAACGGCCUCAAUUGAAAAGCAAAGCGCCCUUGUAUAAGGAUCCUUUAGCAAGUUCCAAACUUGAGAUGAUAAAGAAUAUAAGAGCCCAAAGAACUGCCAAGGAAUCGAAAAAAACUGAUGCCAUUGAAAGUGCUAAGCAAAUGAUUGUAGAAGCGGAAAAGGCUGUUAAAGCCCUUGAAGUGGCUGCAAAAAGGAGUCCCAUUGCUCAGGCUUCUCUUAUCGAAGCUAGAGAACUGAUAGCUGAAGCAAUCCAAUCAAUCCGAUCCCUAGAGAAUGGAACAACUGAUUCAUUUGGACUGGAGAAUGGAACAACUGAUUCAUUAGGACUGAUAAAUGAUCUCGAGACUGAAAACAACCCGAGAGAAGUUAAUGGCAUUGGUAAAGUGAAUGGAAAUGGUUUCAAAGAUGACUUAGACAUAGACUUAACCAAUUUCUCCUUUCACGAAUUCCUCAAUGGAAAAGAGAAAUCUCUGGAGGAGCUUUACCAAGUUGAAAUCGACAAGAAUAGUAUCCUAAACGGGUCCAGCAUUGGAAAGAAUAAAAGCGUAAGUACGCAGGAAUCAAAUAUGAUGGAGAUUCGUGAAAAGGGUAUCGAUCUAGAAGAGUGUAAAACGGAGAAGCAUGAACUUCCGUCGAUAGAAAGGGUAGUAACUAAGAAAUGGGUUUGUGGGAGGCUUGUUGAAGUGCAGUUGGAAGGGGGAUAAGAAGAUGUUGAUAUAGUAGUAAUUUAUUUAUUUUAUGUAGAGAAAAAUGUUAGAAUGAAUUUUGAUUCUUCAUUUUGAACAAAUUUUGGAUACUUUAGUUGUUGCUUGCAAUAUUAACUGUUUGUAUUUUAUUUGAGCU